AGGGUAGGGAGAAACCCGACAGCUCUGUGUGCACAGUCUGUUCCCGGGAGUACUGAGGGCAGCAGGUGCCCCUCUGCGACCUCUCCUUGGCGUGUAAACAAACGCAACGAAAACAGGUUGGAAGGGAAAUUCAGCCUGCUUCGUAGCCCCCAGCGAGUGCUGCAGUGCUGCCGGGAGCCGAGGCUCGAGAGGCCAGAGCUCUGUCCUUGCUGCUGCUGAGCACUGGCAGGAGCCCCUCAGCACCCAGCACUCGCCUGGUUUGGAGAAUGUCAACGGGAAUGACAGCCUGACUGAAAAUACCAGUGGCACUCAGAGCUAGUGCUUGCACAUUUCUUCCAGGACAGCAUCUCAUCAGUGCCAUUGCAGAACAGAUGUUUGGAUUCAAGACGACUUCAUGGGAGCUGGGCCGUCAGCGAAGUGUCAUUGAGCUGGACACCCCCUCAGUGACAGCCGAGCAGGUCGAGGCCCUGGAGAGGAGCCUGAACGAGAAAAUCCGGGACAGGGUUCCUGUAACAGUGAGGGAACUGGCUGCAGAUGACCCUGAAAUUGAAACAGUGAGGAGCCGGGGGCUGCCUGAUGACCACGUAGGGCCAGUGCGUGUGGUGGACAUCAAAGGCAUCGACUCCAACAUGUGCUGUGGGACUCAUGUCAGCAACCUGAGUGACCUCCAGGUUAUUAAACUCCUUGGCGUGGAAAAAGGGAAAAAGAACAAAACCAACUUGGUUUUCUUGGCGGGAAACAGAGUGCUGAAGUCAAUCGAACAAAGCCACAGUACUGAGAAGGCUCUAACCUCCCUGCUCAAAAAUGGGCCAGGUGAGCACGUAGAGGCUGUGAAGAGACUGCAGAGCUCUGUGAAACUGCUCCAGAAGAAUAACCUGAACCUGCUUAGAGACAUUGCUGUUUUGAUAGCCCGGGACUUCAAGAGCAAACCUGCUCCAAAGCAGCUGUUUGUAUUGCACAGGAAAGAGGGUGAUUCUGAAUUUAUGAACAUCAUUGCUAAUGAGAUUGGGACAGAGGAAACCCUGCUAUUCCUGACUGUGGGAGAUGAAAAAGAAGCAGGACUCUUCCUUCUAGCUGGACCUGUUGAAGCAGUUGAAAAUUUAGGUCCCAGGGUGGCAGAACUGCUGGGUGGGAAAGGAGCUGGGAAGCGUGGCCGCUUCCAGGGCAAGGCAGCCAAGAUGAGCCGGCGAGGAGAAGUGCAAGCUCUGCUCCAGGAAUUCAUUAGCCAUCAGAACCCUGGAGCAUAAGAAACAAUUCUCAAAGUAGGUUUGUCUUCCCUUUGUUUGCAUAGGCCCCGUGAGCUUCUCUACCAGAGAAUAAAGACCUGAACCCAA
This is a messenger RNA of Cyanistes caeruleus (blue tit), 1334 nucleotides long. The record is from RefSeq and is a predicted model, not a curated record. NCBI's taxonomy places the organism in Eukaryota, Metazoa, Chordata, Aves, Passeriformes, Paridae.